Messenger RNA from Oikopleura dioica, 357 nucleotides. Lineage: Eukaryota; Metazoa; Chordata; Appendicularia; Copelata; Oikopleuridae. The record is from the annotation of a GenBank genome assembly.
AUGGGAGACUGGAAAACUGGACUUUUCGGUUGCAUCACCAAGCCGGGAAUCUGCUGCUUGAGCUGCUUUGUUCGACCGCUUGUUGCAGGAAAAAACGCGGAAAGCAUUGGUGAAAACGGCGUGCUCUGGGCGAUCGCCUCCUUCAUCCCCUGCGGCGCCGCUCUCCUCCGAGGCCAGAUUCGAAAGAAGAACGGAGUCAGCGGCGCGAUGUGGUCCGACUGCCUCCUCCACUGGUGCUGCCCUUGCUGCGCUUCUGGCCAAGAGGCGAUGCAAACCGGCGCGCUCGACUACCUCCUCGAAGACGAAAUGCUCGACAAGGCGACGAAAAAAUACAACCAGGAAAUCACCAGAACCUAA